UUCCUGGAAGUUGAGCUAUCUCAAUGCGGAAGUGUGUGAAAGAAAACAAAUAAUCGUUCAAUUUAGUCGAGUGGAAUUCAGGUGAAGACGUCUUGAGCUGCACUCUCUGGCCUGCCGUCGCCUCCACAGAAACACUUUACACGAUGGAGUUCCUAUUCGGGAAGAGGAAGACCCCGGAGGAGAUGCUGAGACAGAACCAGAGGGCGCUCAACCGAGCCAUGAGAGACCUGGACAGAGAGCGACAAAGACUGGAACAACAGGAGAAGAAAAUCAUCGCCGACAUAAAAAAAAUGGCCAAACAGGGACAAAUGGAUGCUGUCAAGAUCAUGGCAAAGGACUUGGUUCGCACAAGGCGCUACGUAAAGAAGUUCAUCAUGAUGCGAGCCAACAUCCAGGCGGUCAGCCUCAAGAUUCAGACGCUCAAGUCCAACAACAGCAUGGCCCAGGCGAUGAAAGGCGUCACCAAAGCCAUGGCCACCAUGAACAGACAGCUGAAAAUGCCUCAGAUUCAGAAAAUCAUGAUGGAGUUUGAGCGGCAGAGUGAAAUCAUGGACAUGAAGGAGGAGAUGAUGAAUGACGCGAUAGAUGACGCCAUGGGUGAUGAGGAUGAUGAAGAGGAAAGCGACGCCAUUGUAUCCCAAGUGCUGGAUGAGCUGGGUCUUAAUCUGUCCGAUGAGCUGUCAAAUCUGCCAUCCACUGGAGGAAGCCUGUCUGUGGCCGGUGGAAAGAAGGCAGAGCCCCAAGCUGCCCUCGCAGACGCAGACGCUGACCUGGAGGAGCGCCUGAAUAACCUGCGGAGAGAUUGAACGCAGCGCGCAGGAAGCUCUCCAAACAAGAGCACUUUGGCUGGCGUGUUAAUACAGAUACACUUGUACUUGGAUUUCUGUAUCUGAGUUUCAUUAGGAGGAAUGGGCUCACGAACAGUCAAUGACUUGUCCUAUAAAGUUAUGACUUUUUUUGUUUGAGGUAUUUCCAUUUUAUGUGUGCAGUAUGUAUUUUAUCAACAAACCUACAAAGGCUCAUUAUCAUCCAUAGGCCUAGCAAAUUCUUGUCUCAUUCAAGACAUUGCCAAAUGAAGCAUUUUUGUCAUAAGGUGAAAAAUUACUGCACAGCGUGUGUAUAUACUUACUCCCUAUGGCAUGUUUUUUCACUAUUUGAACUAACACUAAAUACAAAAUGUUUUAAUGAACCCAAAGGUUAAAUAAAAGUCAGUGAUAUUAUAUAAGCUGAUAUUUUAUAUGUUUAUUUGUGGGAGUUUAUCACACAGUAAUGCAUAGUAGAAGAUCACGGCAGUUGUCAGGGUGAAGAUGGUGUACAAAAAUUGUAAGAUUAUCCAAACCUUUUUUUCUUUUAAGUGUAAAAAAAACAAACUAGUAAUAGGGCAGCAGAUUUUUAACAAAACAUGGAAACCGGAUGGAGUGUGAAGAGGGGUGUGCCCCACAUGACUCAUCGUCUCCAGUGACAGAUGAACAAUGGGAGAGCAUCCCCCCCACCCACCCACGGUGCCUGCUGUGUAAUAACCUGUUAUCAGUGGCGUUUUUCAGUCUGUAGGAUCCUUACCAAAAGGUUGAAGAAGGGUGGUGUUAAUAUUCUUGAGAAACUGUGUCUCAUUUUGCUUUUGCUUUUAUUCAAUAAACAUUUUUUCAGAUUUGA
Molecule: messenger RNA, 1653 nt
Organism: Myripristis murdjan (pinecone soldierfish)
Lineage: Eukaryota; Metazoa; Chordata; Actinopteri; Holocentriformes; Holocentridae
Gene: chmp2a
Product: charged multivesicular body protein 2A
Exons: 6
Coding region: 144-806 (220 amino acids)
Biological process (GO): vacuolar transport
Source: RefSeq, a predicted model, not a curated record